GUGAGCUUGCCAGGCAGCUUUCGCAGCGGUUCCAUCUGGAUCCUCCACACAAGCUAUAACAGUUAGUCUACUAUUAAUUACAGAAACCUUUUUCUUCUUUUGGAAGACAUUUUUCAUCAUGGGCGACAAGAAAAGCCCUAGCAGGCCAAAAAGACAAGCCAAACCCACAGCAGACGACGGCUUUUGGGAUUGUAGUGUCUGCACCUUCAAAAACAGUGCCGAAGCCUUCAAAUGCAGCAUCUGUGAUGUGCGGAAGGGCACAUCGACAAGGAAGCCCCGGAUCAACUCUCAGCUGGUGGCCCAGCAGGUGGCGCAGCAGUACGCCACCCCCCCGCCCCCCAAAAAGGAGAAGAAGGAGCGGCCGGAGCGGCCGGAGAGGGAGCGGCCCGACGGGGAGCGGCCCGACCCCGUCCGGCCCGAGGGCCCGCCCGAGCAGCCCGACCAGGACCGGCCCGAGAAGGAGAAACCGGACCGCGAGAGGGACGUCAGCCACACCGUCGCCAAAAAGCCCAGCAGCAAAAAGACCAAACCCAAGUCAGACAUUCAUCAGAGUCCACCCAACAGCAUUCAGUCAGCAAAUGCAACAACCAAGACCAACCACUCCCACAUUUCCAGACCCAAGCUGAAGAACGUGGACCGCAGCACGGCACAGCAGCUGGCCAUCACGGUGGGCAACGUGACGGUCAUCAUCACGGACUUUAAGGAGAAGACGCGCACCUCGUCCACGUCCUCCUCCACCGUCACGUCCAGCACGGGCUCGGAACAGCAGCUCCACAGCUCCGGCUCAGAGAGCAUGGACAAGGGCUCCUCCCGCGCCUCCACCCCCAAAGGAGACCUGUCCCUGGGGCACGACGAGUCCUUCUGA
Conger conger (European conger) is the source of this 865-nucleotide messenger RNA. RefSeq names its product RING1 and YY1 binding protein b (gene rybpb). Lineage: Eukaryota; Metazoa; Chordata; Actinopteri; Anguilliformes; Congridae. The record is from RefSeq and is a predicted model, not a curated record. Gene Ontology annotation, molecular function: DNA binding; transcription coregulator activity. The coding region runs from base 119 to 865 and encodes 248 amino acids. The transcript is spliced from 5 exons. Gene Ontology annotation, cellular component: nucleus. Gene Ontology annotation, biological process: positive regulation of DNA-templated transcription.